Messenger RNA from Aspergillus ruber CBS 135680, 1938 nucleotides. Its product is annotated as transcription factor. Gene Ontology annotation, biological process: regulation of DNA-templated transcription; DNA-templated transcription. The transcript is spliced from 8 exons. Gene Ontology annotation, cellular component: nucleus. NCBI's taxonomy places the organism in Eukaryota, Fungi, Ascomycota, Eurotiomycetes, Eurotiales, Aspergillaceae. Bases 38 to 1813 code for a protein of 591 amino acids. The record is from RefSeq and is a predicted model, not a curated record. Gene Ontology annotation, molecular function: zinc ion binding; DNA binding; DNA-binding transcription factor activity, RNA polymerase II-specific.
UGCUGGAACAACAUCUCUCCCAGACAACAUCGUCGAAAUGAACUCGCGGAGGCCAUCAAAGCAAGUAUCAUGCAGCCGCUGUCAGUCAAAAAAGAUUCGAUGUAACAGGGUCGAUCCUCGAUGCGACAAGUGCGAAGCUUCCGGUGCGGAAUGUAUAUACUUGUCGAGAAAACCACGGGCUAAGAAGCGAAGUCAUGUCACUGAAGCCUACAACCACAACAUUCUACUCGGUAUACUUCGCCGCCUAGAGCGUUUGGAGGACCAUUGUAGACUGGAUCGAGAUGCAGAGGAUACCAGAGAUGCAUAUCCCUCAUCAAUGUCUGUUUUUUCCGGAGACUCGGACAUCACGGGACCCAACAAUGACGAGUCUCAUACUCCAGCCACGCGAGGAGUGGUUGCUGCAGUGCUGAGCCGAAUCAAUGACCAAGAGUCUAGAUCAUUCAUCUGUUCUAACGUUUUCAACCACCUAGCGCAUGUGAAAUCUCGCUUUUUUGAAAACGAACGCUGCAUCGAAGCGAUCGAUGCUGCAAUGACAGAGAUGGAUCGCGUGCAGGAUACACAUGCAGAAGGUCAGCCUGCAUCUGGGAUUUCUAAGGAGUUGGCUAAGAAAUGGAUACACCAGUACUAUAAUGGAUAUGAGUUCGAGGGAUUCCGGGUUCCCUUGGAGGAAAAUUUUGUUAUGGCUAUCCCGGACUUACUGGAAAUUUCUCACGUUCAGUUAGAUUACGCAUCCCAAAUCAUUUACUACAACGUUCUUCUCCAAGGGCUUAUGCUGAGUAUUGAUGAUUGCCCGGGAAGAGGGGGCAUUGUGCAAUAUCUCUACAAUACCUCCAUGACGUUGGUUGAUGGCUGGCUGGAUAAUGUCAAGAAUACACCCGCGGACCUGUAUGCAGCGAUCCUCAUGUUAUCGAUGAUGCUCGAGGGUUGUAACAGCGAACUUUCAUGGAAGCUUUUCGGCCAAGCCUGCGCAAUCGCGAGGGCUCUAGGUUAUUUCUCCGUUGAUGAGACCCCCAAUAGACAAACUUUUAACCCCACAGAAGGUGAUACUGAAGUAGAAAAGAAUCGGAAGCGAUUCGAAUUCUGGCACCUACUGCGAACAGACUGUCUUUUCCGUCUGUCCUUUGGGAAGCCGGCCUGCAUUCCGGAAGGCUCGUGGACAGUAAACCUGCCUGAUCCUUCUAUCAAUGGGGUUGAAAAUGAGGCCACGCGGUUUAUUCAGAUUCAUUUUCUGGCAUCGAUGCGUCUGAACUUGGUCGCGCUCAAAUAUUUGGAAUUGGUGGACUCUAAGCCCAAUCCAAAUACGGAAGAAUAUGACAAGAUAAUCGAUAACCUUACUGCAGAAGUACAGUCCCUCAUGUCCGAUUGGAACACGGAGGAAUUAUCCAGCACGACCACUAACCACAUAGAUACGUGGUUUUGCAUGGAUGUCCUGUUCAGCAGUUACCAGAUGCUUAUCAUUUUCUACCAAUCGAAGAAGUGCAACCAGGGCAGCGAUGAAUUACCGCGUCACACCGUGGACAUUGCCAGGAAGUCUCUGCAGACAUUUCAGUCCCUCCUAGUUUCGGCUCAUAAACACGCGCACUUUGGAAUUAGUCUCAUCUUGCUUCACCAAUUUGUUCCGUUCUUUAUCCUGUGCCUCAAUAUAAUUGGAUCCCCUGAACGUGGCAGUGCCGAAGCGGAUAUUGCCUUGGUGGUCUGGACUAGUGAUACUGUCAAGAAGGCUGCCAAGGAGCGAGGGGACCUGAGACCGAUUAUGACCCUGAUGGCAGCGAUGGCAUUGGCUUGUCAACGAGCAAAAUCGGGUGGGAAUUGACCUGCUGGCCGGUAUUCAUCGGCGGACAAGAAGAACAUGCCAUUACAUGCGAGACUAGCUCGAAAAUACUCAUAAAUAAUCUUGUGUCUAUGAAACGAAUCACUUCUUGAUGUAGAAUAACCCAG